This is a messenger RNA of Canis lupus familiaris (dog), 8016 nucleotides long. RefSeq names its product NEDD4 like E3 ubiquitin protein ligase (gene NEDD4L). The record is from RefSeq and is a predicted model, not a curated record. The coding region runs from base 446 to 3199 and encodes 917 amino acids. The transcript is spliced from 32 exons. Lineage: Eukaryota; Metazoa; Chordata; Mammalia; Carnivora; Canidae. Gene Ontology annotation, biological process: regulation of dendrite morphogenesis; ubiquitin-dependent protein catabolic process. Gene Ontology annotation, molecular function: sodium channel inhibitor activity; protein binding; ubiquitin protein ligase activity.
CAGCCUAGACAGGCUCCGGCACAGCACCAGCCGGUAGGGCUCGGGGUGCCUGGGGUGGGUGGCCGUGCCCGGAGCCCCACCUGGGCGGUAGCCCCACCUGGGCCGUAGCGGCUGCGGAGCCCUCCCCUGGAAACACCUCCCGCCCAGGCUGCUGAUCACCUGUCAACGGGGGGAGCGGCAGAGACCGGGAUUUCUCCUCCCUGCUGCUGUUGUCAGGGGAAACAGACAACCAUCUGCAUCUACACCGGCCUCUCCCCGACUCUCCUCUUCCUGCCCAGAAUCCGUGAUCCGUAUGUGAAACUUUCAUUGUACGUAGCAGAUGAGAAUAGAGAACUCGCUUUGGUACAGACAAAAACCAUUAAAAAGACGCUGAACCCAAAGUGGAAUGAAGAAUUUUAUUUUAGAGUAAACCCAUCUAAUCACAGACUCCUGUUUGAAGUAUUUGAUGAAAACAGAUUGGUACCCACAAACCAAGUGUUCCAGCUAUGAAUGUGAAUCCGUUAUUACAUUCUGGACACGAGACGACUUCCUGGGACAGGUGGACAUACCCCUUAGUCACCUCCCGACUGAAGAUCCGACCAUGGAGCGACCCUAUACAUUUAAGGACUUUCUCCUUCGACCAAGAAGUCAUAAAUCUCGAGUUAAGGGAUUUUUGCGAUUGAAAAUGGCCUAUAUGCCAAAAAAUGGCGGUCAAGAUGAAGAAAACAGUGAACAGAGGGAUGAUAUGGAGCAUGGCUGGGAGGUUGUGGACUCGAAUGACUCGGCCUCUCAGCACCAGGAGGAGCUUCCUCCACCCCCACUGCCCCCAGGCUGGGAAGAGAAGGUGGACAACCUUGGUCGUACCUAUUAUGUCAACCACAACAACCGGACCACCCAGUGGCACCGACCAAGCUUGAUGGAUGUGUCCUCCGAGUCCGACAGCAACAUCAGGCAGAUCAACCAGGAGGCCGCGCACCGGCGCUUCCGCUCACGCAGGCACAUCAGCGAGGACCUGGAGCCCGAGCCUGGCGAGGGUGGAGACGGCCCAGAGCCUUGGGAGACCAUCUCCGAAGAAGUGAACAUCACGGGAGACCCCCUCAGUCUGGCGCUGCCCCCACCACCAUCCUCUCCAGUAUCUCGGACCAGCCCUCAGGAGCUGUCUGAGGAACUGAGCAGAAGGCUUCAGAUCACUCCAGACUCAAAUGGGGAGCAAUUUGGUUCUUUGAUGCAAAGAGAGCCCUCCUCAAGGCUGCGGUCCUGCAGUGUCACCGACGGGGUCGCCGAGCAGGCUCAUCUACCACCGCCGAGUGUCCCAACUAGGAGAGCGCGGUCAUCCACCGUCACGGGUGGUGAGGAGCCAACGCCAUCAGUGGCCUAUGCACACACCACGCCGGGCCUACCUUCAGGCUGGGAAGAAAGAAAAGAUGCUAAGGGACGCACAUACUAUGUCAAUCAUAACAAUCGAACCACAACUUGGACUCGACCUAUCAUGCAGCUCGCCGAAGACGGUGCGUCCGGAUCCGCCACAAACAGUAACAACCACCUAAUCGAGCCUCAGAUCCGCCGGCCCCGUAGCCUCAGCUCGCCGACCGUAACCUUAUCUGCCCCACUGGAGGGUGCCAAGGAUUCGCCCAUACGUCGGGCUGUGAAAGAUACCCUUUCCAAUCCACAGUCCCCACAGCCAUCACCUUACAACUCCCCCAAACCACAACACAAAGUCACACAGAGCUUCCUGCCGCCCGGCUGGGAAAUGAGGAUAGCGCCCAACGGCCGGCCCUUCUUCAUUGACCAUAACACAAAGACUACAACGUGGGAAGAUCCACGCCUGAAAUUUCCAGUACAUAUGCGGUCAAAGGCAUCCUUAAACCCCAAUGACCUUGGCCCUCUUCCUCCUGGUUGGGAAGAAAGAAUUCACUUGGAUGGCCGAACGUUUUAUAUUGACCAUAGCAGCCAGGUGUUAUGUGGAGAGAAUGAUGCCAGAGAAUCAGUGCCCUCAUACGAUAGCAAAAUUACUCAGUGGGAAGAUCCAAGACUGCAGAAUCCAGCUAUUACUGGUCCGGCUGUUCCUUACUCCAGAGAAUUUAAGCAGAAAUAUGACUACUUUAGGAAGAAAUUAAAGAAACCUGCUGAUAUUCCAAAUAGGUUUGAAAUGAAACUUCACAGAAAUAACAUCUUUGAAGAGUCCUAUCGGAGAAUCAUGUCUGUGAAAAGACCGGAUGUCCUGAAAGCUAGACUGUGGAUCGAAUUUGAAUCAGAGAAAGGUCUUGACUAUGGGGGUGUGGCCAGAGAGUGGUUCUUCCUCCUGUCCAAAGAGAUGUUCAACCCCUACUACGGGCUUUUUGAGUACUCUGCAACGGACAACUACACACUUCAGAUCAAUCCCAAUUCAGGCCUCUGUAAUGAAGACCAUUUGUCCUAUUUCACUUUUAUUGGAAGAGUUGCUGGUCUGGCAGUAUUUCAUGGGAAACUUCUAGAUGGUUUCUUCAUUAGACCGUUUUACAAAAUGAUGUUGGGAAAGCAGAUAACUCUGAAUGACAUGGAAUCUGUGGAUAGUGAAUAUUACAACUCUUUGAAAUGGAUCUUGGAAAAUGAUCCUACUGAACUGGACCUCAUGUUCUGUAUCGAUGAAGAAAACUUUGGGCAGACCUAUCAAGUGGAUCUGAAGCCCAAUGGGUCAGAAAUAAUGGUGACAAAUGAAAACAAGAGAGAAUAUAUUGACUUAGUCAUCCAGUGGAGGUUUGUGAACAGGGUCCAGAAGCAGAUGAACGCCUUCUUGGAGGGAUUCACAGAACUGCUUCCUAUUGAUUUGAUUAAAAUUUUCGAUGAAAAUGAGCUGGAGUUGCUGAUGUGCGGCCUUGGCGAUGUGGACGUGAACGAUUGGAGACAGCAUUCUAUUUACAAGAAUGGCUACUGCCCCAACCACCCUGUCAUUCAGUGGUUCUGGAAGGCUGUGCUGCUCAUGGACGCGGAGAAGCGGAUCCGGCUACUGCAGUUCGUCACGGGGACGUCCCGGGUACCUAUGAACGGAUUCGCCGAACUUUAUGGUUCCAAUGGUCCUCAGCUGUUUACAAUAGAGCAAUGGGGGAGUCCUGACAAGCUGCCCAGAGCUCACACGUGCUUUAAUCGCCUUGACUUACCUCCAUAUGAAACCUUUGAAGAUUUACGAGAGAAACUCCUCAUGGCUGUGGAAAACGCUCAAGGAUUUGAGGGGGUGGAUUAAGCACCCCCGGCCUCGGCCUCGGGGUGGUUGUUCGUCCAGCAAGUCCUGCUUGCACUUUUGCAUUUGCCUAACAACAGACUUUGCAGAGACCAGGCGGAGGAGCAGCCCCGGCGUGGCUCCUGGAGCCGAGCCUUCGCCCGUGACUUGCCCAGGUUCAGACCCGGGAGCCCAGUCCCAGGUCACGUUCCUGCAUUUUCCACCACGAAUUAUCAACUGGUUGAUGUGUACACGAAUUACAUUUCAGGAGGACUUAUUCUAUUUAUGUUGUGCCUCUGUAGGCAAAGCCCUUAAUAAAUAUUUUACAUACUUUAUAAUGACAAUGAAUGGAAUUAAUCACUCUACAGGUAUAGUAUUACAACUCAUGUUUACUUUUUAAAAAUGAUUUAGACCGAUUUUCAGAUUUUAUUUCAUUAUAAUUAAAGAUGUCUCGUGUACUUGGAAAAGUGAGCAUAUUUUUUUUUGUAUUUGAAUUUCAUACCAGGUUUCAUGUCAGUGACAUUUUUAUUUUUGAAGUACUUUGACUCCCCGCUCCCCUGCCCUACUCCCUACUUGAUUAGCAUUGGAAGACUGAUUUUUGUCCAAAAACCUUCUACAGAUAAGGACUUUGAAAGCAUUUAAAAUAUAACCAUUAGGCAUAACGAUCAUUUUCUCCAUACUCAGAAUACAAACUGGAUAUUACAUUGUUUUGUACAAAUUUAGCAUACUAGCUGCAGGCCGAGAGAAUUGUAACUAUAGCAUGACAAAUUCGGCGCUGACCUGAAGGAAUCACACCAUUACUCCUUAGAAGUAACUCCGUGUGCCAGAGCACAUCUGAGACAGGAUUGGACUCUCAGAAGAGACAUGACUUCCCCCUCCUUGAUGCUGUACAGUCCUUCUUUUAUCACUUUUUUCUUCUUUGCUGUUUGUGGUAGAGACAUUUGAAUGAACCUUGGCACCGCUUGAUUUGAAACUGUGGAAACCUGAGAUCUGUUUGAUGUCUUAUCUGUACGCGUUCGCUAAUGGUAGCCGAAUAACCAAUUUUUGUUCUAACUGCACCAAUUCUGAAGGCACUUUAUGUACUCCAUGGAGGUCAUACCUGGUUUUGUUUAUGUUUUGUUUUUUUUUUUUAUCCGAGACAUUAAAUGUGAUGAUAUUUUUUCUCCCCGCACACAUCUUUCCCGUGCAAUAUCUAUCAAUUGUGAAUCUGGCUGCUGGUGUAGAAAACCUGUCUGUAAAGCUGAGCCUACAGACCUAGUCCUCGCCAAUUGUUCUGUGAUUUCUACGCAACUACCGAGAUUAAUGCACACUUAAUUGAACCGGGUUUCGUGACCUAGGACAUGUUGCAUGCUUCAACACUGUGUACUGCUUGAGUGGUGUCUGUUCUGUGCUGCAUUAAAAGCGAGCGGGAACUCUUGAUUUGACACCCCCGCCCCCGACCCCCCCAAGGUCGGUCAGGCUGUGAAGCUGGUGGGGACCGGGAUGGAGUUGGAUUCUUUACCACUUUGUGAGUGUUCGUUGCAGGAUUCCGUGGUGUGUUGUUGAGAGAAGGCCUGAGGGCCAGCGUGGGUGCUCAGCAACCCUGCUGUCCUCUUAACCUGGCUUGUCCUAAACCCUGUCGUGACAGUCAGGAGCUCUAGAGAUCUGAUCUCUUGCCAGUCCUAGAUAAGACAGAAAAUCGUGGUUUCAGGGCCCCUCCCUGUUUGUUACGUAAAAAGGACCUUUUGAUGUAAGAAAUUCAUUUGUUCCCCAGCUCUGGGAGGCUUGUGAGAAACCACGAAUGUUUGUGGUUGUAAGCGAGCUGCCUUAGCAGGUGCAGAGGUCGGAGCCGUCCGAAAGAAGGUGGGUUUCUACGGAGCUGAAGAUUGGCUCCCUUUUCCCAUUGAUUUAAAAAUCUCCAGUAGUGACGGAGAACUUAGAUGUUGAGUAAUUAGAAAAAAACAACAUUGCUCAUUACUUUUAUCUAUUUGUGGGAUGUGUUUUCCCUUCAGUCACUAUAACGUCUCAAGGCAGAAACCCCCUCCGUGAAGCCUCUCCUGGGCCAGGGGCUUUCUGUCUAGGACUGAGGCCGAAGGCCGUGCUGGGAUGGAUUCUGAGAGAGAUCCAUGUCGCCAUGGGGGAGGAAGCCCACGAUUCUAGUUGAAGAACUGGGAUUCUAUCGUUCUGCAAACUGUAUAUUCAAAAAAUCAGAAUAUUCGGUAUAAAUGCAAAUUUAGGGAAGAGUUAAAAAUACAAAAGAAAAAUCCGUCCUAAGAUCAUUUCCGUGCCAGGAGCAGAUAGGGAUUGUCGAAUACUUGAAAGACCGUAAUUGUGACUGACCAUUCAUCUCCUGCUAACUGCUGGGUUCGGGGUUUGUUUUUGUUUUGUUCGGCUUUUAAUCCACAUAAGAUUCCCUCAUCUCAACAAUUCUCAGUAUUUCACUCUUCGUCUAAAAUAGUCCUAGAUCUUGUUUUCUCUGAAUGCUGACAACCACUCUCCGACAUCUUCACGACAGAGUCAUGGGUGGUGGCUAAGAAAACAAACAGACUGCCGGUCCUUCCCAUCAGCAGGCCCUGGGCAGCGUUGCCUCUUCUGGUAGUUACCUUCACUGGCGCUUCUCCCACGUCCAGGGGCUCUGCACCCUCUGAUCUGACUAUUUUAGUUCCCCGAAGAAGGUACAGGUUAUUAUGGGUCAUUUGGCCACGAGGUUAAGAAGCUAGUCCCAGAGUUAACAACGGCAUGUGAAUGUGAGUUAGCACACCUGCCUGUCGGUCCUGGGUAUUUCCGUCCCUGUCCCUUGGAAAGUCCAGAUUAGCUUCCGAGUGCACUGCUUUCCUGGCAGCUGCCUCUGGAACAAGAAGCCAUGGGGCAUUUGUCUGUUUUAAAGCCCUAUUCAGCUCUGAGACAUUUUCUGUUACUUACUUCUCUACAGCCAGUCCUGUACCACGUCGCAAGAAUGUAAGAUGCUUCUUUGAUUUUCGUUUACAAGGCCCUUUGGUCGAACAUCAGAUUUUCCCUGUGGUCAGAUGACAAAUGCUAUAAAGCGACUGACGUGGGUUAUUCCUCCCACAUAAGGAUGCAGUGACGGAUUCUGAGAAAUGGUUUGCAAAAUAUUUGAACCACAUUCUACAUCUCCCAUCACGAGAUAGACAACAUGUGCCGUGGCUGUUUGAUCUUGCCAGAUCCGGACUGGCUCCCCUGAAAGCCAAGUCCAUAUGCAGCAAAUUACGAAUUGUUCCAACAGUUAACGAAUUGCUUAACACCUGACUCUGGCAUCUUCCUAGGUCUUGUAUCUCACCUCUGAACUUUUAAAAUCUACAGGAAGCGUGAGUUGAUUCCCAAGCCCCUCCCCGCUGUGAUAGCCAACCUCUUCCUUUUUCCUCCUCACCCCCUGGUAUUGACCCACCGGGAGAGGAGGGCACCACUGUCUGGUUAUCAUUUCCUGCCUCGUCAGUAGGGGGCGGUGCCGCGCAGGGUGACUGCCUGGCCCGCUCCCUUGCUGACCCCCAGGAAAUCGAGCACUACCUCUUGUCUCAUUAUUCAGGCUUUGGGGUACAUCCUGAGAAGUCACGUCAAAACUGCCAAUUUCAGGUCUGAGAUGCGUUUUUAAAAAUCCUUACGAACUCCACUUUGUAUUUUAGAUUUUAAAACUGGGAAGACAAUGUGAUACACUUUGGACCAUUUUUUAGUUUAUCUAAGCCUUAACGAACAGUGUAUAUACACUUGCAUAUGCGCGCGCGUGCGCGCACACACACACACACACCCCAAGAGUGUUUUCCGUGUCAGAAGCAAUGCUGUAGCUUUAGGACGUGAGCUUGUGUAAUGUUUUAUUUCAGAAAAGGAUAGCUUUCUAUCGGUAUGAAAUUUUCCAAGAAAACUUCUCAUUAGACAUCUAUCCUUUGUGAAAGAUGCUGUGCGCAGAGCAAUGCAUGUUUAAAAUGCAUGUCUUCUUGUUCGCUGGGUUUAUGUUUCUAGGGAGUAUCAGUAGGAAUCUAACAGCAUUGGCUAUAGACCUCUGUGUACUGCAUCUCAACCUUGCGUCAGAGCAUCGAAAGCCUUUCUGAUGACCAUGACCCUGUGUCUACAGACAUCUGUGUUCCUGUGAUCCAGUUUGCCCUUUCACUCGCUGAUUUCACCUAGAUUGUCACGGUUUCCUUCAUGUUAACUUUGCAGAACUAUGAUUUUCCUUUACUCCUACUUAUGUGAGAUGUAUAUACGUGUAUGCGUACGUAUGCUGUCCAAAUAUAUCCGUAUAUAUUUGUAUGGCAUUUGUACACCUUUCUCGAGAAAUCUGGUUUCGAAUGAGAGUGAGAGCUUAGUCCUUCUACAGUUUUCUCCAAGCUGUGUCCUGAGAUUUCUGACCCUCAGAGCCCGAGAGGACCCCAGGAAAAUGAUGCUAAUGUGCUGUCAUUCCAUAAUUCAGGAUCUUUUACCAAAUGAAACAUGAAAAAAACAGUGACUUUUAAGGUGAAAAGAGUUUCAAGCAUUCCAAAUGAAUUCUCAAUGUUUCAUAACUUUUUAUUAUAAACCCCACCUCCUCAUAAUACAAAGCCAAGUACUAUUUGAUACAGUGAUUACAAACCAAACUACUUUGAAAUUUUUUAAAGACAACUUCUGGGUAACGCUCCUUUUCACAAUCAGAAUGGCUUUAAAAUACGGUUGAAUUUGAUACACACAGGAAAAGUUUUGUUUAAGAACAAAUCCUUUUUGCUUUUCAUUUUUCUUGAGAGAUCUUAAAGAGAAAUUGUUAGAUUGUUUUCCUGACAGCAAAAGAGUAAUGUGACAAAAUGAAGUCGUUGUAAAGAAGUGAUACAACUUGUCAAAUAUUUAAUAAAGAAUUAUGGAAGCUGGAACGUUCUCUA